Molecule: messenger RNA, 876 nt
Organism: Drosophila kikkawai
Lineage: Eukaryota; Metazoa; Arthropoda; Insecta; Diptera; Drosophilidae
Source: RefSeq, a predicted model, not a curated record
AUGGAUGGUUCUAUAAACCUCCAAAUCCUUUUGGGUUUUGCUUUGUUCCAGAAUCUUCAGGCGAAGUUUGUUUGGAAUACAGGAGGAGCAUCUUCGCUAUUUGUGGCCCUUGCCUUGCCUUUGGACUUGGCCAAAGAGAAGUGCUUUCUGUCUUACAACUUUGAAGUAUCCUACCAACUGCCCAAGACUUGGAAAAGAAAGCCACCAUUUUUGAGAAAUGGCAAUGGCACUUAUGAUGAAAUGAGCAAUCAUGACCAUCAACAGUUUGAUGACUUCGUUUACGAUGACGUCUACGAUGAACAUGAAGGCUACCUUCCUGGUCACAAACACAGGCCCCAUCGCAACAAGAAAAGGAAGAAGACCAAACCCAAACCUGGCGCUGCAACGAAGCCAUUGAAAACUAAGCCCAAGCGCAAGCACAAACAUAAGCACAAACCAAAACCUAAGCCACCGCCAGAGGAGGAGGAGGAUGAUUCAGACUACAAGGACUUUUUUCAGGGAUUUCCCUUAGAUGGCAUGGGUGAACCCGUGGGCAGAGAUCGUGAAAAGAGGUCUUUACUUUCGCGUUCCAGGUUCUACGAGAUACUCAGCGAUCGCUUCGAACUACACGGCUUGGGAUCUGGCGACAGUUGUUUGUUAAGACUGAUUUGCGAGGCGAAUAGCUAUCAACUGGCGGAUAUCAAUGGAGUCUUGGGCAGUAUGGUUCAUGUAAUGUUCAGUCCCAGUAGCUCUCGAUAUGAGGCUUUACCCAAGCGUUACUAUAUUGCCGAAGCGGAGGGUGGUAAGGGAAACUGCAGAGCUUACCAUCAAAAAUGUCAGUAUAGUGUUCUCGAUUUGAUAACUAGGCGUCCGAUUAAUAAAAGAAAAUUUAAAUAG